GCCGACGCGCACGCCAGGGAGCUCGGGGCGCUGGAGGAGGCCAGGCGGUCCGCCGAGCGCGAGAGGGGCCAGCAGCUCCAGCAGCUGCUUGAGGAGCGGGACGCGAUGGCCCGGGAGCACGCGAGCGCCCUGGGCGCAGCGCAGAGGCGGGUCGCGGAGCUGGAGGAACGCGCCCAGGCCGCUGCCACGAGCACGGAGAUGACUCAGAAGUCGAGGCAGGUGGCGGAGCUGAUGGGGGAGCUGGCCGGCCAGACCGCCCG
Molecule: messenger RNA, 260 nt
Organism: Prorocentrum cordatum
Lineage: Eukaryota; Dinophyceae; Prorocentrales; Prorocentraceae
Source: the annotation of a GenBank genome assembly